Molecule: messenger RNA, 1609 nt
Organism: Cyprinus carpio (common carp)
Lineage: Eukaryota; Metazoa; Chordata; Actinopteri; Cypriniformes; Cyprinidae
Product: cytochrome b5-like
Cellular component (GO): membrane; intracellular membrane-bounded organelle
Molecular function (GO): heme binding
Source: RefSeq, a predicted model, not a curated record
UACUUUAACACUGUUGUUGUUGUUUAUUGCCCGCGGGUUAAAGCGACCCCAAUAACGUGAUAUUUAGCCACUGAUAUGCGAAUUUUACCUGGGAAACCCCGCCACAAAAUGUGUAUUUUACACCCUGCCACGCGAUUUUUUAAAGGGGGACCCCCUCGAAACGCGAUUGGGAUAGUUUUGAAUAGCGAUUGUGCGGAGUUUGUUGCGAAAACCUGGCAACCCUAACUGGUGGUGAGAUGGUGUGCCGGCUGGGCGAGCCAAGAACUAAAUUGGACAGGUUAGGUCUUAAAAAAACCGCUUCAGGCUAAAAUAUUACAGUUAAACCCCGCGCUGUGGUUUCCGCCGAAUCUGCGUGAAAUAUGGGGGAAGAAACUGAGAUCUCGGCGAAAAGAGAGAAUCAGGACGCGAAGGAUGAAAACACGGACAGCGGUGUGAAAUAUUACACACGCGAGGAGGUUCAAGCCCACAACACGAGCAAAGACACAUGGCUCAUCAUCCACGAUAAAGUUUACGAUAUCACAGGUUUCAUGGAGGAGCAUCCAGGAGGUGAAGAGGUUCUGCUGGAGCAAGCAGGCGCAGAUGCCACAGAAAGCUUUGAGGAUGUGGGUCAUUCCACAGACGCCAGAGAGAUGCUCCAGCAGUAUUACAUUGGUGAACUUCAUAUGGAUGAUCGAAAGAAAGAAUCAAAAAAGGAAGUUUACAUCACAACUUCCAAAGACUCCAGGUCGUGGACCACCUGGUUAAUUCCCACCGUAACUGCUGUACUCGUGGGCAUCAUGUAUCGUUACUACAUGUUGGAGCACAAAGCCUCCUGAACUCCUGUAAACAUCCUCACUGAUAUAUAUUUCUCUUGUUUGGAGGCCUUGACUUGUUUGAGUGAGUCAGCAAGAUCACUCUGUAAACUCCUGCACAUCCUCUCUUCUUUACUUUCCACUCGGCUAGCUAUUUGAAAAAGGUCCAAAACCUAUUUGGCUCAUUUCAAGGUUUUUUUUUUUUUUUUUGGUUUGUUUUUUUUCCUCCCUACCAGAAUUCACAGUUCUGUCUAACCUACAGGACUUAACCUGCAGCAUUAUCUUGAUCAUGCUUUCUGUCAUCGGAUUGUCAUGCUUUUUUAGAAAUGUACUUGGAAAUGACUUCAACUCCUUUAAAUGAAUCUAGAGUGUAGCUGAAAGAUCAGGCCCUUCUGCACAGGUAUGGUCUGACUUCUGGAUUUUAAUUAUCUGACCAUUUUGACAAAUCACACAUCCACAGCCUUCACAUAGCAGCUACUUGAUGUUUGUCAGUGAAUUGCCUUGGAUUAUUACCCAAGGCUUUUAACCAAAUGAUUCAAGUGGAGUUGAAAGAUGCAUCUCCAACUAGAGAAGAGCAUGGAGUCAUGCUAUUAUAAAGAAAUGGCUGUUUUAAAUGCAACAUGGUGUAAAGGGAUACUUCACCCAAAAAAGACAAUUCUCUCAUUUACUGACGCUCAUGACGUUCCAAAUUUGUAUGACUUACUUUCUUCUGUGAAAAACACAAAAUAAAGAUAUUUUAAAGAAUGUUGGUCACCACUGACUUCCAUUGUAUGGAGGGAAAAAAAUGUAAAAAAUAAUAUUAUCAAUAAAAAUGUGAU